Nicotiana tabacum (common tobacco) is the source of this 1167-nucleotide messenger RNA. RefSeq lists its product as uncharacterized. The record is from RefSeq and is a predicted model, not a curated record. Lineage: Eukaryota; Viridiplantae; Streptophyta; Magnoliopsida; Solanales; Solanaceae.
AUGGUUGAAACAACUAUAACUCCUACUGCUGAAGCAAGCAGUGUUGCCAAAUUUGUAGCCUAUGAUGCUAAUCAUCCCUAUCAUCUCAACAGUUCUGUCUCGCCUGGAAUGACCUUAGUGAACUCUGUAUUUGAAGGAAGAGGAUAUCCAGGAUGGAGAAGAACCAUUCUCCUGUCUUUAUCAGCCAAGAAGAAGAUUGGUUUUAUCAAUGGAGGCUGUCGACCUCUAGAUCUGAAGUCCCCAGAGUAUGAGCAAUGGAGUUGUGUGAAUGACAUGGUCAUCUCUUGGAUCCUAAAUGCUCUUUCAAAUUACAUUGCAGAUAGUGUGAUCUACUCCAAGACUGCAAAGGACCUUUGGGAGAGUCUUGAGCAAAGAUUUGGAAGAUCCAAUGGAGCCAAGCUAUAUCAUCUGCAAAAGGAAUUAUUAGGAUUAGCACAAGGAAAUUGUGACAUUGCAGGAUACUUUACUAAAAUCAAGAGAUUAUGGGAUGAAUUAGAUGCCUUGAAUGUUAUCAUAUGUUGUUCUUGUGUUUGUGAAAGAAAGGCAAAGCUAACAAAAUCGCUGGAAGAUCAGAGAUUGAUUCAAUUCCUAAUGGGUCUAAAUGACACCUAUGCUCAGGCAAGAGGGAACAUUCUUAUGAUGAAUCAUCUACCUAGCAUGGAUGUUGCUUAUUCACUCCUCCUGCAAGAUGAGAAUCAAAGAAAAGUUUAUGCUAAUGCACAAUUCAAUUCUCAGUCAGUGUCAUUCAUGGUAGUAGGAGAAGACAAGCUACCUAAUGCACAACUUCUAGCUGACUUUACAGCUUUCAUGAGCACAGGACAAGGCAAGAAUUUUCAAAGAAGCAGAAAUCAAGCACAAAGAGGAGGAGGCAUAGGGCCCAAGUUCAACAACACAGGGCAGAGGUUUGCUAAGCCUCAGCAGAAAUUCAAAGGGAGGAAGAAGUAUAAUCCAAACGUGACCUGUUCUUAUUGUGGAAAAACAAGAUAUUCUCAAAAAGACUGCUACAGGAUCAUUGGUUUCCCAGAAGAUUUUGAGUUUACAAAUCAGAAAGGGUAUCAGAAUCAAAUCAAAGGAAAUACAGUACUAAUAUAUGAAGAACAUGAAGGAUCAGCAGGACAAAACAGUGAACACAACAACAAUUUUGGUCAGCAACUCAGCAAGGAAUAG